AUCUGCAGGUGAAAUUGGAUCGGGGUCUGGAGAUGUUGAGCAUCUUCAAGAAACAUGAAGCUGAUAUGUCAAUUCUUGAUGACUUUGAUUUCUACGAGGAAAGGCAGAAAGCCAUGCAGGAAAGGAAGUCCAGACAACAGCAUGGGCAAUCCAACCCUACAUUUCCUGUCUUGUCAGCUGCCAUUGAUGAGCUAAACUACUCGGCACCAAAAUCUGGGGAGGUGAUGAGUCAAAUUUCAAAGACCUUUGCUGAGGUGGUACGGCUGGAUGAAGGGAAAACUCCAGAUUCAAAGGCAGAUAAAGGUAACUCCACCACCACCCUAGCUGCUGCUGCUGCUGCUGCUAAGACCGAGGAUUUUAAGGAGGAAGCUACAGCAGAGGUUGCUCAAAAUAGUUAAGAGCGUUCAGCCGGAAGCUUUACCAUCCUCUCUGUCAUGCAUCCGUCUGUUUCUUGUUUUAUUCAUCACAAGUUUGGCCCCUCUGUAUUGUCU
Molecule: messenger RNA, 491 nt
Organism: Asparagus officinalis (garden asparagus)
Lineage: Eukaryota; Viridiplantae; Streptophyta; Magnoliopsida; Asparagales; Asparagaceae
Exons: 1
Coding region: 33-398 (121 amino acids)
Biological process (GO): mRNA destabilization
Cellular component (GO): cytoplasm
Molecular function (GO): mRNA binding
Source: RefSeq, a predicted model, not a curated record